AUGGAAACUUCACCAUUACAACAACAUAAAUUAUUUGAAAAUUUUUUUAACGCUAUUUCACUUCCUAAACUUGCAAACCACUGGCACGUUCUUUUACUUUCGACUUUAGCAUGUUGCAUUACAUUGGCUAUUUCGAGGAUUUUGUCCUCUUUUUUUUUUCCAAAAACCUAUAAUAGUUUACAAGGCGUUAGACGAGUUAAUUGGGAUAUUCAUUUUGUAAGCAUGUUUCAUUGUUGCUUGAUUGUAUAUCUUUCAGUCCCUUUGUUGUUUGAUAAAGAACUAGAAAAAGAUAAAGUAUUUGGCUAUAAUACUUAUGCUGGAAAUGUUUAUGCUAUUUCUUGCGGAAUAAUAUUUGGAAUUUACAUGUCAUAUCACGCACUACAAUCAGUUCUACCAGUAAUUUCUAAAAUUCCAACGUCAUUAUGUUUAAUUUAUGGAGUAUCUAAUAUUAUAUUGAAUCUUUUGAAUAUAAUUUGGUUCAAGAAGAUGAUCGAUGCAUUACUUAAGAGAUUCGGUUCUAAUGAUAAAGUAGAAGUUAAGAAACAUCUUAAAUCUAAAGAAAUAUCAUAUCACAAUACCGUAACUUACUCUGCAACAAAAAUUGAGACUAAAUCAAAAAGUGCUUGA
Messenger RNA from Entrophospora sp. SA101, 627 nucleotides. The record is from the annotation of a GenBank genome assembly. Lineage: Eukaryota; Fungi; Glomeromycota; Glomeromycetes; Entrophosporales; Entrophosporaceae.